This is a messenger RNA of Scleropages formosus (Asian bonytongue), 863 nucleotides long. RefSeq names its product trace amine-associated receptor 1-like. Gene Ontology annotation, molecular function: trace-amine receptor activity. The coding region runs from base 72 to 863 and encodes 263 amino acids. Gene Ontology annotation, biological process: G protein-coupled receptor signaling pathway. NCBI's taxonomy places the organism in Eukaryota, Metazoa, Chordata, Actinopteri, Osteoglossiformes, Osteoglossidae. Gene Ontology annotation, cellular component: membrane. The transcript is spliced from 2 exons. The record is from RefSeq and is a predicted model, not a curated record.
AGAAAAGGAAAUUUGAUGUUUACACUGCUUUAAUUGCAAACUUUGCUAAAGGUGAACUGAUACUGUUACACAUGGAUAUGGCCGGGCUUAACCUAAGUGAGUUUUCUAACUCCUCCAGCUCUGAUGAAAUGCAGAACACUGCACUCUAUAUGUUUCUUUAUGUGUGCGCAGCAGGAGUCGUGCUACUGACAGUGUGUGGAAACCUGCUGGUGAUCAUCUCCAUCUCCCACUUCAAACAGCUCCACACACCGACCAACUUCUUCAUCCUCUCUCUGGCCAUGGCUGACCUGCUGGUUGCAACCACUGUGAUGCCGUUUGCCUUCGGCAUACUCAUAGAAACACACUGGAUGUUUAGUGAAAUGCUGUGCCUGAUAUUCCACAUGACUGGGUAUUUCCUCACAUGUGUCUCCAUUUAUAGUGUUGCUUUCAUUGCUGUGGACAGAUUUUUAGUUCUGCAAGACCCUUUUUUCUACUCCAGCAAAAUCACAGUCAACUUAGCUUGGUGUUUAAUCAUAGUUAUUUGGUCAUUGUCAUUAUUAUACAAUGAUUUAAGAAAAAUUAAAUUAUCCAUGGUGUCUGAAAGAAAAGCUGCAAAAAUACUUGGGCUUGUUGUAGUUGUUUUUCUGCUGUGUUUGGUACCCAGCUGUAUAUGUGCGCUUAUUGAUCCUUCAACUUUAAGCCCACUUCAGUAUAUACUGUUAAUUAAAAUUGCGUACUGGAUUGUCCUUUUAAAUUCACUCAUCAAUCCCAUGAUAUAUGCAUUUUUUUAUCCAUGGUUUCAAAAGUGUGUAAAGAACAUUAUAACAUGUAGAAUAUGCACUAUGGAUUCUUCCCUAAAAAGUGUGUUUACAGAGAAUGUGUAA